UUUGUGAUACUUGCUAAUCACUCGGUAGAGUCUCAUAAAUAAAGUCAGUCUUUUCUCAUCGUCCUCAGGAAACACAAGUCGAUCGCUCGGCAAGAGGUAUUCUUCAGUGUGUGAUUGGGUGCCUUUAAUAGCUGUGCUUUAAUACGAAGUUAGACUAUUUUUUCUCCGGACACACGCGCAAUUUAAGGAUCAGUCAACGAUGGAAAAUUGUCAACUUUCAUCAUCAAUUUGAAAUGAGAAGUUGCAAAAUUGUUAUAUAAUUUCAUUCUACUUGGCGCACAUAUCAAGUUUCACCUUGUUUUUUGUGAAAGAGGAUUAAAACUAUUAAAAUACCAGCGAAUUUCCUUUGCGAAAGUGAGUGCUUUUUGGUGAAUUCGUGAAGGUGCCAAUGAAAGGGAGAGUUCUGUCUGAAGUCACACUUUACGAAAUGCGAAUUAGUCAUAAAGGGAACCCGCAUUUAGGGUCACGAAGAAAUCGAUCAAGUGUGUUGAAUCGACAACACACUUGCCUUGUUUUUGUGCAUGAAGAGAUAUUAUUAGGAUGCUAUUUCAAUUUAGUUUACCACUUCGCUCAAUCUUCAUGUGUAAUAUAUAAAUAAGAUCGAAAGUGAAACUUGAUCAAUUUACUUCCUGCGUGGCGAAGGAAUUGCUCGCAACCAUAUAAGAUUUUUCAACAUUACUUUCAGAAGAUUUCCAAAAUAUUGAAUAGGAUUAUUAUCGAACGAUAUCACCAAGGACUGAUUUUCCGCGCCAGUUUUACAUGCGUAAAUUUACGUGCGAGAUUCUAUUUUAGUGCGCGUGCGAUUUCUUACUUUUUAUUUAAAACAUAAUGUAAUAUUUAUGACUGUUUUUCCUUUGCAAAAGCCACCACCGCAAAAACCAAGAAACAAAUUAAUAAAGUAUAAUAUGAAUUUCCACUCUUUCCACCGCGCGAAUCGGAUUUUGUGAACAGGCAACAGUUCAGGAACCAAAGGCACGAGACGAGACUGUGAGAAAUGGCUGAGGAGGAUCCAUGGGCAUUCGACGAGGGCGACCUGCAGCCUGAGCCAGCAGCGCCAGCGCCGGCCGUGGGCGAGGCAGGAGCCGCGGAAGCAACUGCACGACCCGAAGCGGAAGUCCCUCAGCCUGGCGAUGACGCUAAUUAUCGAAAGCCCGUGACGCUGUACAAGCACUGGGUUAGGCCGCAGUUUCUACAGUAUAAUUACAUGUAUGACUACCGAACCAACUAUUACGAUGACGUAAUAGAGUAUUUGGACAAGAAGAACAGAGGACUCAAACCAGCAGUUCCACGGCCGCAGACGUGGGCAGAAAGAGUGCUCAGGACACACACGAGAAUUGAUGACGUAUACAAAUACAUGUCCGACUUUAGGAGCAAACAUCGGCCAUUGGAAAUUUACACUCCAGCGAAGAAAACUGACAGCAAAUUGAUUCAGACUCUCAGUUCAACGGUUAAGGGACACAAUUAUCAUUCGAGGGCCUACAUCAGCCGCAAGUACUCCAGCAUUUUGUAAAAUCGACACCAUCUUGCGGAAUUCAACAUUAGAUUACGUGAAAGAAGCUCAUGCGAAUGAUAACAUUGAAAAUGCCUGUAUUUUGCACAAAAUGAAUUGGUAGUCAGCAAACAAAAGCCAGACCCACCAUUUCGCCGUCAUCGAAAGAUAAAUUGAGUCUUUAAAAUAAUCCACGCUGACAAAAAGGUGAACACAUAAAAAAGUCGUUUUAACUCUCGUCUCUUCCCUUUGAUUUAAGAACGCGUUGACAAGAGGAUAUUUUUAGAAGUGUUGCGAACAAACCAAACAAUUUGCUAUGCACAAAACACAACGAACUCCUUGUCUCUAGAUUGAGGGUUAAAUGGAAAAAAGCCCCUCCCAAAAACGAAUGUUACGCAUAUUGAAAAAUGUUCAUUUUUUCUAGUAAAAUAAAUUUAAGAAAAUUUGGGAUUUAAGGAGAAUUCUUGCAAUAUUGACACUGAAAUAUUUUGCAAGUUAUUUCUAUAGAAAUACACGAGUUUUUGGUUUAAAUAUUUCUCUGUGUUUUAUUGAUAACUGCAAAAAACAUGCAUUACAUCCAUUAACAUCAGUUAUAUAUUUUAUCUUUCAUAAUUCUUUCAUGUAUUAUUUUUCAAUAGAAAAUUAACAUUUCUUCGCGGUUUCCUAUAUUCUUACAAUAGUCUAAUCGGUAGAACAUUUGCUAAAUUAUACAUUAUUAUUCCAUUUCAAUGGAAUUUCGAAACAUUCUAUGUAGUCUAAUUUAAUUUUUAGGUGCACAUUUAGUCUUCCAGAAGCACUAUUUAAAUAA
Molecule: messenger RNA, 2297 nt
Organism: Phlebotomus argentipes
Lineage: Eukaryota; Metazoa; Arthropoda; Insecta; Diptera; Psychodidae
Product: flightin
Exons: 4
Coding region: 995-1510 (171 amino acids)
Source: RefSeq, a predicted model, not a curated record